AUGGCCCGAAUGAAUACAAAGCAACCCCGACACCACUUGCAGAGACUAAGUGAAGUACCAUCUGAAAGUCUCCUUGAAGAUGUGAAUGUAGCAUUGAGAGCGAUCAUCACGGAGACCAAUGAGCUGAUAUACACUUCAGCAGAAGUGAUCCUAGAGAUGACCCUGAUGGUGUCCCGAUGGCCUAGUCUUGUGUCUGCCAUGGCUCUGAGGAGGUGGACCUUGCAGCUGUUCAGAUGGACCUCUCUGUGGCUGGUCUCUACAGCACUGUGGAUAAUGGUGUUGUGUGUGGACUCUCUUCCCUCCUGUCCUCGCAGCUGCAGUUGUCCCGCGCUCAGAGAGGUCCACUGCACCUUCAGGCACCUCACAUAUGUCCCCAAGAGCUUCCCCCGAGACACACAGAGACUCAACCUGGGGUACAACAGUCUGACAGAGGUGGAGGGGUCAGAGAUCAGGUCGCUACGGCAAUUGGAAAUGUUGAUGCUCCAUGGCAAUGACAUCGAGACCAUCCAAGAUGGAGCUUUUUAUGGGCUCAGAGCACUGCAGAUCUUGAAGCUGAGUUAUAACAAACUGACUUCGGUGCGAUCAGGUCUAUUUGAGGGUCUGGUGGGUCUAGUUCGGUUACACCUGGAUCAUAACCUGAUUUCCUUCAUCGAGCCGUACUCUUUUUCUGGUCUCACGUCACUCAAACUGCUGCAGCUGGAGGGAAACCUGCUCAAAGAGAUCCACCCCCACACUUUCAUCACUGUGUCUGUGCUCGGGCAAUUCUGGAGCUCGGGACUCAAACAUCUGCACCUGUCAGAGAACCUGCUAGAGCGCCUGCCCUCCUCUUCUCUCUCCUCUGCUCCUCGUCUGGAGCUGCUCACCCUCCAUGCAAACCCCUGGGUCUGUGACUGCAGUCUACGCUGGUUGGUACACUGGGGAGCAGAGCAUCAAGGUGUGGUGAAGUGUAAGAAAGACCGUGACUCUGGCUCUGUUGGGGUCUGUCCCCAGUGCUCCUCUCCUUGGCCUCUGAACUCCUCUAACCUUCUGGACCUAACACCUGACCAGCUCACCUGUGAACGCCCUGCCAUCAAAUCCCAUUUCAAACUAUGGAACAACCCGCUCUGGUCUGAAUCCGAGUCUGAGCCAGAUGUUCCCUACACCCGGGACUUCGAAAAUAGCCUUGGCAAACUGACUUUUGUUCUCUCCGAUAGCCAUUCCAACCAUGCCCAUGUCGCCUGCGAUGUUCGUAAACCUGCGGAAACUUCACUGAUUUCAUGGAGUACGAAUUCUCAAACUCCGGACGAUGUUUCGGUCAAUGUCACGUUAGUUACUGCACUUGAAUGUGAAAUAGAUCGGGAAUCAUUGCAAAAUCUGUGGCAGUUGGUUGCAUACUAUUAUGAAAGUCCAGCCAUUUUGGAGAGAGGACAACUACGAGGGAAUACAUCAACAGUAACUUAUCAAUAUACGCAAGUCAUCAAUGACAACUCACCUUAUUUUACAGAAUUAAAGGGAUACAUGUCAGCUGAACCAUCUUGGCUGCUUCAACCAAGAGUAACUUUGAAGCUAAACAGACCACAAACAACAACCAAGAAGCUAGUUAUGGAUUUUACAACAGUAAUUACCAAAAAUAUGAAUAGCUACACAGGACAGGAAGAAGACAGGGACAUCACUUCCUCUUGGGCUAUGAUUCGCAAAGGUGGAAAUGGGCAUGUCCAAACUGCACUCGAAGGUUCCAAGGUCAAACUCGAUUGUAACGUCAUUGCAUCAGAGCCACAAAUCAAAGUGGAAUGGAUGUUACCGGAUAUGUCAAUAUUGGAAAAUUCAAAUAAUAAAAUUGAAAUCACACAAAACGGUGAAUUGGUAAUUUUGAAUGUGACUCUUUUGGAUUCAGGAGUGUAUCACUGCAUGAUCAAGACUAUUGCUGGGGUUGAUUUGGUGCCGUUUAGGGUUACGAUAAAAGAAAAAUCACUAAGUCCGAAAGCCUUUAAUGGCAAGAAGUUUGAACUGGAAAAGGGUGAUUCAUUGACUUUGCCUUGUAAUGUAACUUCUGCACAACCCAGUCAAACUUUGUGGUACCUCCCAAAAAAUCAAAUAUUGCUCCCAACGCAACAGACAAGACAUGCACAAGUCAUGAACAAUGGGACUUUAGUGGUGAAAAAAGUAACUUCUGAAGAUGCUGGGGAGUAUAGCUGUUUAGCAUCUAAUUUAUAUGGCGUUGAUAUGAUAGCACAUGUUGUAGAGGUCAAAUCAGAUAAGCCAAAUGCUAAAAUUGAAGUAAAAAAUGUUCAAACUUUGCAAACAAAUUUCGAAGACGGAGGAGAGGGAUCAGGUGUAGAUUUUCAGGAAAUUAUCCGACCAUUCGCAACGCAGUUUCCAAAAAAAGUUGGACUACAAAGAAAUCAAAAUUUAAAAAGAAUUAGGGUUAAAGAUCCAAAACGAAAGCUGAAUAAAUCUGUAAAAGAGCUAGAUCCGAACAGAUGGGCAGAGAUAUUAGCCAAAGCAAAUGCUAAAAUGAUAGAAGCAACUAGCACCCAAAAGCUAACCACGCAACCGUUAACAACAACGACAACAACAACAACAACAAUGGCUACUACUAUUUUCAAUGCUUUUACAAGACAGUGCCAUCAAGACAAUUUGGAAGUAAAGAUUGAAAGUAUAGCUCCAGUUCUGCAAAUUCCACCUUGUCAAACAACUGAACCAUCUAUACUGAAAAUGGAAAACACUCCAGAAAUUUUAACAACCACUGCCUCUCCAGCUACGCAAAAUAAAUUUUACAAUGAAGAGAGGAGGAAUUCCAACAUUGUCCCAAAUCGGAGACGACCCCCUUUUGUACGCAGAAGACCCGGAAGACCAAGACUACGAUCAAAUCAUUUUAACAGGCUAGUAACUACUACUACUUUUCCUACUACUACUACUACUACUACUACUACUACUACUGCAACUACUACAGUAGCUUCAACUACAGACUCCAGCGCUGAGUAUAUGAUUGAAGAGGAGGAUGGUGAUUACUAUGACGAAGAUAUUGCAAAUGAAGUUAUGACUACUAAACUAAUUUCAACAACCAAAAAAAAUGAAAUUACUUCAACAUCACUGCCAAAUAUUUUUACAAUUCCAAUGAAAAGAGUUGAAGAAAAGGUUGAACAAUCAGGGUGGGUGACACCAACUUACAGUACAAGGGAUAGUGUAAGGUUAACAACACAGUUCAGAAUGCCAACAAAACCUAUACCUUUGCCAAAACUUGUGCCAAAUUUGCAGAGUGAACCAAAAGCAUCACCAAGAAUAGUUCCAGAGUCUAAAAUUCUAACGCAACAUGUUGUAAAAGUUACGGAAAAACCCAAAUUAAAAGCAGAAACUGAUGAUUAUCCAAUUCAAAUGCCAGUUCAUCCCUGGUUGUAUCGGCAAGACAACAGAGGAGGGGGGGAGACAAUGAAAGUGGAGGAGAAUAAGGAAAGAUCGAUUGGUAAAGAUCAAGAAGUGAAACCUCUAAGACCAAACCAGAGUCCAUAUGUUUAUCCCACAGUGCACUGGUCUCAACAGCAAAGACCUCCUCCUCAGCCUGGUCCGGUUUACCCAAUAUGGCCAAAGACACACUCAAAAGCAGGGUCUCACUUGAUGCCCACCCGUCACCCGUGGCUGUUCCAGCACCCAUGGGUCCAGGCUCCUUUCACAAACCGCCCUGAGAUCACAGCAGAGACAGUGAGGCCUACAGCGCCCCCUACAGGAAACUCUGGGUUCAACCAUCACCUUCCACCAGUGCACCACCCAAAUCAGCCCAUCAUCGACCAGCUGUUUAUAACACGCCUCCGGAACAGAUACAGACAGGCGCAGUUGGACCGAAUGGCUCAGCUGGGGAAGAUUGUGACUCCCAGACCUCGCACUAGCUACAGUAAAGUCCCAUUUGUGCUGACCCCACGUCCCUUCGACCCCACCAUCCACGGACCGUACACACUCAAAUACCCCUCUAAAUACCCCCCCAAAUACCCUCCUGCUCCUACGGCCUCCUACAGCCACACUCUGCCCUCUCCUUAUGGGAAGUCCUACUUCGGGUUUUACCCCACCUCAAGGUCCAAGUACCCCACUCCACUUGGCGUUCCCUAUGAAGGACACUGGCCCAUUGGAGGAGGUCGUGUGAGCUCCCGUCGCCCCACUGCCGCCCCUCCCUUUCCUUGGGCUGUGGGAGCAGAGUCUGGGUCUAAACCUCGGAUCUCUCCUGUGUCUACGGCCAGUGUCUCUGCUUUAGCCGAGACUGAUGUCCUUCUGCCCUGUAAAGCUACAGGUCUCCCUCCCCCCACCAUCGCAUGGACCAAAGUUUCCACUGGUGCCACCAUCCCUGCCAGCACCAAACACGGCCUGCGGUUUGAGGUCUUCCAGAAUGGCUCAUUUCUGAUCAAAUCAGUGCAGCUCCAGGACAGAGGCCAAUACCUCUGCACCGCUCAGAACCGCUUUGGAUCGGACCGCAGCGUCAUCACUUUAGCUGUCCAGACCCAACCCCCCAAAAUCCAGCCUCCCCAGUCCACCGAGUUCUCACUCUACCUGGGCCACAGUGCUGCCCUUCCCUGCCUGGCUUCUGGAAGACCCACCGCCCAGAUAUCAUGGAUACUUCCAGACCGGACGUUUGUGAGAGAUGUGGGUGCUGUGCACAGUAUUCUGGCUCCGAUGGUUUUAUUCUCAAAUGGGACGCUACAAAUCCACUCUGCAAACUUCUCCAGUAAAGGCGAUUAUAAAUGCAUAGCAAGUAACGCGGCUGGGGCAGAUACAGUUACAUACCACGUCCAUGUGGCAGCACUACCUCCCAGUAUCAGCGAGAAGGCAAUUGACACUGUCAUCAUACAACCAGGUCGUAGCGUGUUUGUGCACUGCUCUGUGAGAGGAGAGCCCACCCCCUCUCUGAAGUGGACCCUCUCGAGCGGCCUGUCUGUCAAACCCUCUCAAUUUGUGGGGCGCAGACUCUUCGCCUUCCCCAACGGGACACUCUACAUCAAGAACGUGGCAGCCUCUGAUGCUGGGAGAUAUGAGUGCCUUGCCACCAAUCCGGUUGGUUUCGCUAAAAGAACCAUCCAGAUCGACGUCUCUGCAGAUUACCCAUCAUUCCCUGCUCCUCCGCUCCCUGCUCCUGUCCCUGCCCCGCCCCCUCGUCACAGCACCCCUUCGAGGCUGCACUCUGUCACUGCAAUGUAUGGCUCUGCUGUUUAUCUGCACUGUCCUGAGUCCACAGGCUCCAAGAGAGGAACUGUGUGGCAGCUCCCCUCCAAGACUCUGCUUGACUAUAGAUACAGCCCUGAGCGUCCGAUCAGAGUGUUCAGAAACGGAACACUGAGAAUCCUUCAGCUCACAGAGACAGAUGCAGGGAGCUACACCUGUGUGUUCAACCGUCCCAACGGAGAGGAAGUGGAGAUGUUUCAGGUGGAGGUGCUGAUGACUCCUCCGAGGAUCGAACACGUGAGGACAGCACAGACCAGAGUUCCAUAUGGAGAGAACUUUCAGGUGGACUGUGUCGCCUCUGGCCUGCCUGAUCCUGAGGUUUCCUGGAGUCUUCCCGAUGGAACACUGGUCAACAAUGCCCUCCAAUCAGACGACAGUGGAACCAGACAGCGUCGCUACAUCAUUUUCACCAAUGGGACCCUACUCCUUCACCAAAUCGACAAGAAAGACGAAGGAGACUACACAUGUACAGCUAAAAACAAACUCGGGACAGACGAAAGGAAAGUUAGUGUCAAAGUCGGACCAAACGCGCCACAAAUCAAGUCAAAAUCGCAAUCUUUAGUUGUGGUUCGAUUGGGAGAUUCGGCAAAACUUAGCUGCGAAGCGAUAGCAGAACCUGCACCAAGAAUUAUGUGGAUAUCGCCAAGGAAUGCCGCAAUUCCAGCUUUAUCAGACAAAUAUGAGAUUUUGAACAAUGGAAUGCUGGUGAUCAAGAAAGUUGGGCUUUCUGAUGAAGGAAAAUAUGUUUGCGUAGCCAGGAAUUCUGCAGGAGAUGAUACGAAAAAUGUUAAAGUUGAAAUUGAGCAGCAAGCACCAAGCAUAAAUGGUCAAAAAGGGAAAAGUUAUGGUAAAGUUAUGGCUGUGAACUACCAAACAACUCUUCUGGAUUGUAAAGUUGAAUCCAAACCAGAGCCUAGGAUUUGGUGGGUUACUCCUUAUGCACAGUCCUUUGCUGUUGGAUAUCUCGGAGGGCGAUUUCAAGUUCACCGAAAUGGAAGCUUGGAGUUACGAGGUGUACGGAAAAAUGAUGAAGGGCGCUAUUCGUGCUUUGCUAAAAAUUUGCUCGGAGAAUCAACCUUAACAGUUGAAGUUGAGGUUGCGUCAAUAGCUGAGAAACCAAGCUUUGCAUUCCCAAGUAUUGAAAUCAUUCCAAUCAAAGAAGAUGGCGGAAAGGUGUUGUUGGAGUGUCCAGCGAGAGGGAAGCCAAACCCAGAGUUUGCAUGGCUGCUUCCCAAUGGCACGAUGCUGCCCCCUGGUGUUAGGUUGCAGAGGUUUCAUCAUUAUUCGAAUAACGGGAGUCUAAGGAUCUCACAGCCUGUACAGAGCGAUAAAGGAGUGUACCGGUGUUUGGCCAAAAACGUGGCAGGACAAGCUGAAAAACGAUAUGCUCUGGAGGCAGGACGCAAGCCGCUCAUCAGGGGAUCUGGAGGUGGAUUGAAGAUUAGUUAUGGCCAAUCUCUGUUCCUGCCCUGCCUCUCUGAUGGCUGGCCUCUCCCCUCUGUGUCCUGGACUUUACCCAACGGCGUUAUUUUGGACACGCCCCAAACCAUCAGCCGGGUGACUAUCUUCACCAACGGGACGCUCCUGGUUCGACAUGUAGCCACUUUUGACAAAGGAACCUACACGUGCCGAGCAACCAACUCCUACGGCACCGCAACAGUAUCCUACCCUGUAAUUGUAACUGUGCAUCCUCCGAGAAUCACCAGCAGUUUGAACGCAAUCACACGAGUUAGCCGAGGAACACCUGUUAGCUUAAGUUGCGUUGCUUCCGGCAUUCCCAAACCAGAGAUUUCCUGGACGUUGCCGGGAAGAACCACGAUUUUUCCGCAUAAUCGGUACACGGUGCAGGGAGGUGUUCACAUGACGGAGGAAGGGAGUCUGGUAAUUCAAAACCCGGUGCUCACGAAUUCUGGGAUUUACAAAUGUAAUGCCAAAAAUGCACUCGGAACAGACUUCAGAUCAACAUAUCUACAAGUGGUUUAAAGACAUUUGAUUUUGACUUUUUAAACUGAGAAAAACACUCAACAGGGAUGCAAUAAAGAC
Periophthalmus magnuspinnatus is the source of this 7227-nucleotide messenger RNA. RefSeq names its product matrix-remodeling-associated protein 5. Gene Ontology annotation, cellular component: extracellular region. The record is from RefSeq and is a predicted model, not a curated record. Gene Ontology annotation, molecular function: protein binding. The transcript has 17 exons. The coding region runs from base 1 to 7167 and encodes 2388 amino acids. Lineage: Eukaryota; Metazoa; Chordata; Actinopteri; Gobiiformes; Gobiidae.